Penicillium verhagenii is the source of this 612-nucleotide messenger RNA. RefSeq names its product chromo domain-containing protein. Lineage: Eukaryota; Fungi; Ascomycota; Eurotiomycetes; Eurotiales; Aspergillaceae. The record is from RefSeq and is a predicted model, not a curated record. Bases 1 to 612 code for a protein of 203 amino acids. The transcript has a single exon.
AUGAAGAGGAGGCCCAACGUUGAAGUCAUGUACAUAGACUUCCAGGAGCGUCGUCGCCCCAUUUUAUUCAGUAGAAGGAUAUCUGCCACCAUUGACGUCGGUGACACAGUGUAUCUUACAUUAAAGGGCCUCAAACAAGACCGUCCGAGUCCCAAAUUAAGCGACAAAUCAGCAGGCCCGUUCAAGAUCCUCGCUAAAGUGGGGAAUGCGUUCAAACUGCAACUUCCCGGCGACUGGCAAAUUCAUGAUACAUUUGCGCCAGAUAAGCUACGACGUGGGUAUACGACCGACGAACCAUUGAAAGGACAAAUCGCGGAUCCUGAACCACCGAUUCAAGUACUCGAGCAUGAGGAAUACGGCGUUGAGAAGAUCCUGGCUUCUAAAUUGCAGCGGAAGCGCCUUAUCUAUAAGGUCAAAUGGGAGUACGAGAUGCCAGGCGAAGACGAGUGGAUUCCUGCUUCGAACUUAAAGAACAGCGCUCGAUUGCUUGCUGCAUUCCACGCCGCGCAUCCCGAGGCACCGGGACCGCCUAAACGGCUGAAGAUCUGGUUACAGGCUGAUGAAGAUGAUGUUUAUGUGGAGGAUCAUCAGGACGAUAAUCGCGCUGCUUAA